CAGCUUAUGCUUAUAAUAGGAGUCGGUGUAUGAUAUGGGAAGGAGCUCUUUUGAACUUACAGCAACUUCCAUAUGGUGGCGAGAUUGGACAAGAUAUCUACCUCAGACUUGCUGCUGUUGAGUAUCCAAGUACCCAAGAAUCAGGCAACAAAUGGAAAGUAUGGGUAGCUGUGCUGGUCCCUGCAACAGGGCUUAUCUUAUGCCUCUCAAUUUGGUUUUCAUGCAAAGGAAGGCUCAAACGCAAAGAUCAAACAGGAGAGAGACCUUCAAGUUAUAAUCUACUAUUAUUUGAUUUUGAUGCUGAAAUUCAUGCAAUCAAUGAUGAAAUGAAUACCAACAAUAAUAUGAAGAAGAGAGAGAAGGAUGCCGAGUUACCACUUUUUAGUUAUGAGAGUGUAUUAGCUGCAACAAAUAAUUUCUCAGCUGUGAAUAAACUUGGAGAAGGAGGUUUUGGACCUGUUUACAAGGCAAAAUUACUCAGAGGGCAAGAAAUUGCAGUGAAGAUGCUUUCAAAAAGAUCUGGACAGGGUAUUGAGGAGUUCAGAAAUGAGACAAUACUAAUUGCAAAACUCCAGCAUAGAAAUCUUGUCAGAUUGUUAGGUUGUUGUAUCGAGCAAGAUGAAAAGAUAUUAAUGUAUGAGUACAUGCCGAAUAAAAGUUUGGACUUCUAUCUUUUUGAUCCAACCAAGAAAAAGAUGUUAGGCUGGGAGACACGCAUACGCAUUAUUGAAGGGAUCGCCCAAGGGCUUCUUUAUCUUCAUCAAUAUUCAAGGUUACGAAUCAUACAUAGAGAUCUAAAACCUAGUAACAUUCUCUUGGAUAGUGAAAUGAAUCCAAAAAUAUCAGAUUUUGGCAUGGCUCGAAUAGUUGGAGGCAAUGAAACACAAGCAAACACAAACCGAAUUGUUGGAACUUAUGGCUAUAUGUCUCCUGAAUAUGCUAUGGAUGGUUUGUACUCAAUAAAGUCUGAUGUGUUUAGCUUUGGAGUAUUGGUGUUAGAGAUUAUGAGCGGCAGGAAGAACACUAGCUUCUAUAACAACGAGUCACUCAAUCUUCUUAGAUAUGCUUGGGAGUUGUGGAGAGAUGAUCGAAGUUUGGACUUGUUGGAGCCAACAAUAAGAUAUCCUUCUUCCACUUCUAUCAUGUUGAGAUUCAUUAACAUUGGCCUUCUCUGUGUCCAAGAAAGCUCGACUGAUCGACCUACCAUGUCUGAUGUAAUCUCAAUGAUUAACAAUAAACAUGCACCUCUAUCUACACCUAAGCAACCAGCGUUUUCCACCAGCCGAAAUAUGAUGGACACAAAUUUAACAGUUGACAGUGCAAAAUAUUGCUCAAAAAAUAGUGUAACUAUUUCAGCAAUGGAAAUAUUUUUGAAAGCAUCUUUACAGCAAUUUCCUGCCCCUAAAGUGAUUUUCCCUAUAAAAGAGAACCUUAAGCUUACCUUUAUGGGAGCAUGCUUCUCCAUAGCUGCUGAUACCCUUUCACCAGCUCACUCUCUCUCUCAUUCAAAGAGAGAGACCAUAGUAUCUAAAGGUGGCACUUUUGAGCUCGGUUUCUUCAAACCAGGCACUUCAUCAAAAAUCUACCUGGGCAUAUGGUAUAAAAGGUUUCAUGAGGAAAUUGUUUGGGUAGCAAACAGAGGAAACCCUUUGUCUGACCCAUCUUCCUCAAGACUUUACCUCUCAGAAAAUGGCAAUCUACUUCUUUUUGAAGGUUCCUCCGAGAUCCCAGUUUGGUCAACAAAUUUCACAUUUCCCCAGUCAAAUAUAACUGAAGCAGUACUUGGUGAUGAUGGAAAUUUUGUUUUGAGAGGUAGAUCGAACACGUCUUCUAUAUUUUGGGAGAGUUUCGACCAUCCAACCGAUACAAUGCUGCCAGGUGCGAAGUUUGGGGUAGAUAAGGUUACUGGAAAACCACAGCAACUCAUUUCAUGGAAAAAUUCACAAGAUCCAUCACCUGGUGUGUUCUCAUUCGGGUUCAACCCAAAUGAAACCGAUCAGUUUUUCUUAGAGUGGAACAGAUCCCAAAUCUAUUGGAGGACGGAAAAUGGAACAUCUCUCAGCUCACGUUCUGAAAGGAGCAUGUUCUUCAACUACAGUGUUGUGACAAGACAGUUUAGGGCACUGAUGUGGCUACCUGGCGUCUCCGUUUGGAAUACAUUUUGGUCUGCACCGACGAACCUAUCAGAUGUCUACGCUUUGUGUGGUGCAUUUGGCGUGGUACAAUACCCUGACAAUUUCUCAAACCCUUGUGAGUGUCUAAAAGGUUUCAAACCAUUUUCGAUGGAAGAGACCAGACUAAAUGAUUGGUCAGGCGGCUGUGUGAGGAAAUCUCCUUUGCAAUGUGAGAAUAAUACGCAUGCUAAUGGCAAAAAAGAUUGGUUCAUGAAAAUACCAAACAUGCGAUUGCCUGUAUAUUCGAAAGCAUAUUUGGCCGUGAAUGCUAGCAGAUGUAAAUUGGCUUGCAUGGAAAAUUGUUCUUGUGCAGCUUAUGCUUAUAAUAGGAGUGGGUGUAUGAUAUGGGAAGGAGCUCUUUUGAACUCAUUGCAACUUCCAUAUGGUGGCGAGAUUGGACAAGAUAUCAAUCUCAGACUUGCUGCUGAUGAAUAUCCAGAUCCAAGUACCAAAGGAGAGAGCCCUUCAAGUAAUAAUCUACUAUUAUUUGAUUUUGAUACUGAACUCCAUGCAAUUAAUGAUGGAAUGAACACUGAAAAUAAUAUGAAGAAACGAGAGAAGAAGGAUGCUGAGUUACCACUAUUCAGCUAUGAGAGUGUAUUAGCUGCAACAAAUAAUUUCUCAGUUGUGAAUAAACUUGGAGAAGGAGGUUUUGGACCUGUCUACAAGGGAAAAUUAUCUAGAGGACAAGAAAUUGCAGUGAAGAUGCUUUCAAAAAGAUCUGGACAGGGAAUUGAGGAGUUCAGAAAUGAGACAAUACUAAUUGCAAAACUCCAGCAUAGAAAUCUAGUCAGACUCUUGGGUUGUUGUAUCGAGCGAGAUAAAAAGAUAUUAAUAUAUGAGUACAUGCCCAAUAAAAGUUUGGACUACUACCUUUUUAAUCCAACCAAGAAAAAGAUUUUAGGUUGGGAGACACGCAUACGCAUUAUUGAAGGGAUCGCUCAAGGACUUCUUUAUCUUCAUCAACAUUCAAGGUUACGAAUCAUACAUAGAGAUCUAAAACCUAGUAACAUUCUCUUGGAUAGUGAAAUGAAUCCAAAAAUAUCAGAUUUUGGCAUGGCUCGAAUAGUUGGAGGCAAUGAAACACAAGCAAACACAAACCGAAUUGUUGGAACUUAUGGCUAUAUGUCUCCCGAAUAUGCUAUGGAUGGUUUGUACUCAAUAAAGUCUGAUGUGUUUAGUUUUGGAGUAUUGGUGUUAGAGAUUGUGAGCGGCAGGAAAAACAGUAGCUUCUAUAACAACGAGUCUUUCCGUCUUCUUAGAUAUGCUUGGGAGUUGUGGAGAGACGAUCGAAGUUUGGACUUGAUGGAGCCAACAAUAGGAUAUGCUUCUUUCACUUCUAUUCUGUUGAGGUUCAUUAACAUUGGCCUUCUUUGUGUCCAAGAAAGCCCGACUGAUCGACCUACCAUGUCUGAUGUAAUCUCAAUGAUUAGCAAUGAACAUGCACCUCUACCUACACCUAAGCAACCAGCGUUUUUCAUAGGCCGAGAUAUGGACACAAAUUCAACAGUUUACAGUGCAGGAAAUUGCUCAAAAAAUAGUGUAACUAUUUCAGCAAUGGAAGCCCGAUGAUUGAUUCCUAUGUGAAAGAAAAGAAAUGUUAGAGAAGCAAUCUUUUCAGCCUAAUUUGUAUGCAUGUUGAUAUGCUACAUAAUUGUCACUAAAUGUUGUCUUAGUUCACUCAUUUUAGUUUUGUUGCCAAUGAUACUAUAGAUAAAAAUGUGUUUUUUU
This is a messenger RNA of Corylus avellana, 3905 nucleotides long. Lineage: Eukaryota; Viridiplantae; Streptophyta; Magnoliopsida; Fagales; Betulaceae. The record is from RefSeq and is a predicted model, not a curated record.